Molecule: messenger RNA, 860 nt
Organism: Oenanthe melanoleuca
Lineage: Eukaryota; Metazoa; Chordata; Aves; Passeriformes; Muscicapidae
Product: swi5-dependent recombination DNA repair protein 1 homolog
Exons: 3
Coding region: 3-557 (184 amino acids)
Source: RefSeq, a predicted model, not a curated record
UCAUGGCGGCGGCGGAGCGGGACCGGCGGCUGCCUGGGCUCGGCGCGGCUCGGCUCCCAAUGGCAGCCGCGGCGGAGGGCGGGCGGGUGCGGGGAGAGCGCCGCGGGGCGGGGACACGGCCCGCCCGGCCGCCAUCGCCCCCAGCGGCCCCCGCGCCGCCGCCUCUCCCUCACGGCCCCGGGCUCCCCCGCACCAGUCCUUUCGUGGCUCCGGGCACCGCCAUUCCCCUCAGAGACGCCCGUGUGAGUGCCCCCGAACGCCGCCAUGGAAACCGGGAUCUCCUGGCCCUCCAGAGCCCCCCUCAGCCCUCAGGACAAAGGGGGCCAGGUACUACCCGCAGGUCACCACCACCCCCCCAUAAAAAGGAGAAAGGUGCAGAGGCUCUGAUCUGUCACGUAACUAAGGAAGCUCUGAGAUUCCAUGGAAACUUCAGUGCCAGCGGUUGCCCAACAGCACAGUGCCCUCUAAAGCAGGACCUACCAUCCCCACGUGUGCACUUAGGAGAAACCAACCGGUGUCAGAUCUUUCCCCCUUAUCCCUCCUGUAUGCAGCCAUGACUGCAGGACUGUCUUCCCAGACCACCUGGAAGGGGAAUAUUCUUCUCCCACAGGUUCAGCCAGUUCAUCCCAGACCUUCAAGCAGGGAUGGGAGUGAGGGGGAGAAAAUUAUCUCUCUUGGAAUAUGAGCCCUGCUCAGGUGAGACCCCACCUGGGAUGCUGCUUCCAGCUCUGGGGUCCUCAGCACGGAAAGGACAUUGACCUGUUGGAGCAAGUCCAGAGGAGGCCACCAAGGUUAGCAGAGGGAGGGAGCGCCUCUGCUUUCAGAAUUAGGAUGCUUUCAGCCUGGAAAAUAAAAGCUUC